AGACAAUGCGAGCGAAAUGUAUAGUGACGUAAAAUAUAUUCUAAAUACGUAAUUUCGUGUUACGGAGGUAAUUAGUGAAUGUAAUAACAUGAUGAUUAUAUGGAUUACUUUAUUAUUAUUUAUUUCUAGCACAUACACAAUCCAAACUAGUAAUCAUAGAACAAGAUUAUUAAAAGAUCAGCACACUACUUCAAGUAGAAACUAUCGCCAUAUUGUACCAUUAGCUAGUCCGGAGUUUGACUGGAAGCAUGGACUGAGAGAAGCCACAAUUCAAGCUUUAUUAAGAGAGCAGUUACCGGAUCAUCAUUUAAGAAAAAGAAUCUUUUCUGCACCAUUUUUAGGUAAACCAGAAAAACCUUCGCCAUUUGGAGAUAUAGCUCUACUAGCCAGAGGUCAGUUGUACGCUAAUUACGCCGGAUACAUAUUUGUACAAGAUCCAUACCAAAAUGACUGUGAUGGGUGUCACAGUAUAGAGCCACAAAGGUUGAAGGAACAAUGCAUAUUUAACCACUGUCAGAUAUGGCACGCAAGAAAUGACAACCAACUUCUAGCGUUGUGGUUGAUAAAACGUAUUCGACAUCGAUCAAUAGAAGACGGCUAUGCCAAGAUGGAAUUAGAGUAUAAAAUUGCACCCAUUGGCUGGAAUUAUCCCAAAGAAAUGUAUUUAACAAGAGAAGGAGCAUUUAAUUAUGAUAUACCAGGACACGUAUUCAUCUUAAAAAAUUCCGAAACUCAUCAAAACCAAUUUAAUGAACCCCAUUUCGAUCAUUUCAAACAUGGAGUAUUUGUGGCUCAAUCGCCAGAUGGAAGAAAGUUUAUACUUCACAAUUUUCCCGGUGCGAUUUUAACACCAGAAACUCCAAGAUUUCAAGCAGUAACCUCAGCUGACUCUACACUUGCAAGCACUACACCAACCAAACAAUAUGCUGAAGAGGACCCAAGAAAGCUGUAUCAAGACCUUUUGGAAGCCUUGCAUAAGAAAACAUCACUCAUUCCACAUAGGUUUUUGCCACAGUCAACUAAUAUCCCAACCGCUGUAGCGCAAACUCCACUGGUUCAACUCCCAACGGGGCAAGUGUUUCCAAUAACUGAACCUAUAACUCCACCAAACACCCCAGGCUACGUUUCAAUUAGGUUUCCGGAGACAUCCUCAGUCCCCACGAAACAAACGACUUUAGCGAAACAUCCAAUUUUUAGACCGCCCGAGAAUCAGGACAAAUACACAACUAUGUACAUGACACAUCCCAUAGUAACUAGGCCAUCCUUACCUACCACCAAUGUAUUUGCAUCAAGUGUUACUUACCCUAAAACUAGUGAAAGUGCAUUUGUGAGACCUCAGUAUUCAGAUGUACCAACAAGUAAAUUUGCUCCACAAUACACAACGGCAUAUGUGGUACCCACCACCGAUAAAGGGAUUUUAUAUAAAAAACCGGAAAAUGUUAACACCACAUUGCCAGUUAAAACCACUUAUCAUUUUUUUGCAGCCGAAGAGGAAUCCAGUACAAAACCAGCAAAUACCCGAUUAACAAGCACUUUUCACACUACACCUUUUUAUUCAGAAACCAAAGAAACAACUAGGCAACAUUUUACUCCUGAAAAUAAUAUUAAGACUAGGCCGGGAAAUGUAAUUCAGAUGACAACUUCUGUGAAAAUAACUUCCUCGCCAAAAGCAAGUUUUACGUCAAGUAAGCCAACUUCUGGAAUACCGACCACUCUCUUUGAACCUUCAACCGUACAUACGCCAAAACCACCUCCUAAACAUUUUACUCGGCCGAUAACAGUACUCGAAGAGAGUUCAGAAGACAAUCUUAACAGUUAUCCAUCUACGCAAACAGACGCUAUCGCGGUAUUUCAAACAACGACAACAGAAAAAGCAAUUACUCCUAUAGAAACAAAAGUCCCUUUCACAAUAACACCCCAAUUUAACACACAAACAUCAGAAAUACCUACUUCUGAAAUAGCAAAACUAACUUCUAUAUCACCCACAUUCACUUCUUCAUUUAGUAGUCAAGCCUCGAAAAUACCUACAUCGGAAGUGGCCAAAAGCACUUACAUACCUUCCACAGUUACUUCUUCAAUUAACAGUCCAACCGCAGAAAUACCCACUUCUGAAGAAAACAAAAACACCUAUAUCCCGUCCACAUUCAUUGCUUCAGUUAACACUCAAACAUCCGAAACACCCACUUCUGAAGUGCACAAAAGCACCUAUGAACCUUCCACCUUAACUGCUGCUUUUAACAGUCAAGCAUCAGAAAUUCCUACUUCUGAAAUCACCUAUGGGUUCACAACAAGUAUGCAAUCUUCGCCUAAGACAACACAAACAGUGUAUGUGGCUUCAGACGAUAGUUCAGACACUAAGGCAACUAUGACUGAAGAUACUGCUAUACCGGUUCUCACCUCACAACUCACAACUCAACCGACAAAAGCUGAGUCUACUCCAAGACGAAUUAUAACUAAUAUAAGUGCUGACGGAAAAGUGACAAUUAAGACAACGCCUAUUAGUCCACAGUUUGAACUUUUUGGUGCCACCAGCAUAUUUUCUAAAAGGCCCAAGACAACUCAGUCAUUGAAGGUCAGUAGUACUAAGCCAAGCAACUUUUUAGUUGAAGAAGGGGUUGGAAACAAUUAUAACUAUCCCUUGUAUAGAAAAACUUUAAAAGAUUAUAAUGAAGAUGAUAUAUUCGGACCGACAAGGAGUACACACGCACAAGUGCCUAGAACUACAAAGAAAUACACUAAGUCAGAUGUAGAAACGGCAUUAUUUGAUCGUAAUGGUGAGAAAUUAAAAGUUGUAAGAAAUUUACCGAUUACAACCGUUGCAACCCUAUCCAAAGUGGUGUAUUCUGAUUAUUUUGAAGCUUCUAGUACUACUACUGCUGCUACAACAGAACCUUCAACAACUGUCCCUACUCAAUUUUCUAAAAAUUCAGUAGCUGAAAAAAUAAGAGCCAGACAAAUUUUUAAUACCAGAAAACCUAGAGUUAAUCGUACUUUUAAGAAAAGUACAGUUGAAAACAUCAUGCCAGUUACUAGUCAAAGCUUUUUAACAUCAAUUUCCUAUGAGGUGAACAAAGAAAAAGUAAAAAAGGGUGUAACGAAUAAAAGUUUUGAAGAAAUGACAACUGAAUAUUCUGCAGAAACCGACCCUAACACCAUGAAAACGAAAAAUCUAAGUGACGGUAAUUUCGAUAAUUAUGCAUUACGAUUACUGGGACAGGCAAAAAGUGUUGAAUAUCUCGAAAAUACGUUAACCACCACCACGGCAAAAAGUUUAACGAAUAAAAAUGAAAAAUCCAGCAAAAAACCAAAAUAUACCAGACGAAGGAGCUAUGUGGCAAGAUCAAAAAGACCAGUGAAAAAGAAGCCAAAUAAAACUACUUCAUCAACCUAAAUCGCCAUUAAAUAUUAAUCCUAAUUGCUACAAAUCUUUUUGAUUUGUGAGUGACCUAUUAUUUAUAAAACAAAUUUAACUAAAAAAACGUCCUUUUUUAAAUUCAUUCAUCUGACCCAUAUAAUAAUGUACGUAUCACUUGUCAUAAUUUACUUAUUUAUUAGUACAUCAUAGUUUUAAAUAAAAUCGAAAAAACUAAGAGAAAAUUAACAAAACCAUCACUAAUAAAAAAAUUAAAAUCAAGGACUCAUAAAGUGAGAAGUGUUAUUUAAAAAAUGAAAAUACACAGAAAAAAACAAUACAUCCAAACGUCGGCGAGAAACGAAUUAAAGAGUGCGAAACCAAGUAAAUCGAAGAAAUACUCCUUUUACAUAAUUUUGUAUAAAAAGUUAAUGAUGAUUUAAGUCUCUUUUUGUAGGUUUUUAGCGUAAAAAAUAUUAUGUAAUUAUUUAUGUAUAAUAUGAAGCAACUGUUAUGUAUAAAAUAGAUAUUUUUUACUCACCA
This is a messenger RNA of Anthonomus grandis grandis, 3895 nucleotides long. Its product is annotated as mucin-3A-like. The transcript has 7 exons. The record is from RefSeq and is a predicted model, not a curated record. NCBI's taxonomy places the organism in Eukaryota, Metazoa, Arthropoda, Insecta, Coleoptera, Curculionidae. Bases 89 to 3391 code for a protein of 1100 amino acids.